This is a messenger RNA of Mauremys reevesii (Reeves's turtle), 2643 nucleotides long. RefSeq names its product zinc finger protein 436-like. Gene Ontology annotation, molecular function: DNA-binding transcription factor activity, RNA polymerase II-specific; RNA polymerase II cis-regulatory region sequence-specific DNA binding. Gene Ontology annotation, cellular component: nucleus. Bases 1 to 1521 code for a protein of 506 amino acids. The transcript has 5 exons. NCBI's taxonomy places the organism in Eukaryota, Metazoa, Chordata, Testudines, Geoemydidae. The record is from RefSeq and is a predicted model, not a curated record. Gene Ontology annotation, biological process: regulation of transcription by RNA polymerase II.
AUGGCUCUGCGGUGCGUGGCGCUCCGUGCACUCAGCAGCCGGGGCCAUGUGCAGACAGUGCCAGUGGUAUUUGAUGACGUCGCGGUCUAUUUCUCCCGGGAGGAGUGGGACAUGUUUGCGGAGUGGCAGAAGGAGCUGUACCGGGAGGUGAUGACGGAGAACUAUGAAAUGCUGCUUUCUUUGGGUUACCCGGGCCCCAAGCCUGACCUCUUGUAUCGGCUGGAGCGUGGGGAAGAGCCGUGGGUCCACACCCCGCAGGGCCCCGUGGCGUGGGAGAGCCCCUCUCCGGGCGGCGAUGUCCUGAGUGGUUCCGGGGAGCAGCAGCGCCGGUUAUGGGCCAGCAUCCUCCAGUGCGCCGUGGCAGGGGAGAGACCCGAGAGCAUCGGCCGAGCAGAUGGCAGGGCCAGGAGCAGUUCUGAGGAGCAGCAUCCGGACGAUGGGGCUGAGACCCUGCAGCCCUACAGGGUGUUACUCUGGGGAUCAGAAGAGGGCGCUGUCCUGAGCCCUGAGCUGCAAGGGACCUCCCGGAGCUCGUGUGGGUCUCAGAGACCGGAGAGUGAGCUGGGGGCCACGCGGGGGUGUGACCGGUGCUCUAGCAACUCCCCAAAUAUGCGCUCAGGGCCUGAGACGGGAGCGGGGCCGAGCCCGUGCCCGGUGUGUGCCCCGAGAGCCAAUGGCACGGCCCCUCCCGGUGCGCAGGAGAGCAGCGUUCCCAAGAAGGAGAAACCCCACAAGUGCCCGGAGUGCGGGAAAGGCUUCCGGAGGAAGUGGGACCUGACCAAGCACCAGAGAACCCACUCGGGGGAGCGCCCCUACCCCUGCCCGGACUGCAGCAAGAGCUUCAGCCACGUCUCCAACCUCAUCAAGCACCAGCGCAUCCACACCGGGGAGCGGCCCUUCGCCUGCAACCUCUGCGGGCGCAGCUUCACCCUGAAGCAGGUGCUGGUCCGGCACCAGCGCAUCCACACGGGCGAGCGGCCCUUCGCCUGCACCGACUGCGACAAGAGCUUCAAGGACAAGCAGAAGCUGACCAUCCACCAGCGCAUCCACACGGGCGAGCGGCCCUACGUCUGUGCCGACUGCGGCAAGAGCUUCGGGCAGAGCCAGCGGCUCAAGACGCACCGGCGCAUCCACACGGGGGAGAAGCCCUACCUCUGCAGCGACUGCGGCCGGGCCUUCAGCCAGGUCUCCAAUCUGUACACGCACUGGCGCACCCACACGGGCGAGCGCCCCUACCCCUGCACCUACUGCGGCAAGAGCUUCAGCCUGAAGCACGACCUCACCAAGCACCAGCGGGUGCACACGGGCGAGCGCCCCUACCCCUGCACGGACUGCGACAAGAGCUUCAGCCAGAAGCAGGACCUCACCAAGCACCAGCGGGUGCACACGGGCGAGCGCCCCUACCCCUGUGCCCAGUGCGGCAAGAGCUUCAGCAACGUGUCCAACCUCCUUGCCCACCAACGGACCCACCUGGGGCAGCGGCUCCCAGCGGCCGGCCGGGCCCAGCCCGGCCAGGAAUGAACCAUCAUGGGGGUGCUGCUGUGAGCCGGUCCGGAAAUCGGGGUGGGUGAUGGAGCCACGUCACUUGGGCCGUGACCCACGUUCUGCUCCCCUUCCUGCCAGUGCGAAUCAGGAGCCAGUGUCAGCGGAUGUGCUAACUGAGGGAGCUGAGCGCAGGAGGGAGCAGGGCAAGGGGCUAGCCGCGGGAGCUAGAUCAAGCCACCCCAGCCGACGUGUUGUCUGGCAGCAUCUCCAGGACUGAGAUCCCAUUGGUUUCAACAGCACUUACACCAGGGUCUGAUCCCCGCCCCCGACAUCUCAAGCAAGUGUAAGUUACAGUGGAGUCGCAUCACAGGCGCAUUUAACUUAUGCGAUUUUAACUAUACGCACUCGGCAAAACAAAACAAAAGAGAGAAAUAACAAUUUAAAUACUGUACCCGUAGUGCGGGCGAUUCCGCCCGCCAUUCCACUCAAUGAGCGUUUGACUAGACGCGAUUUUCGCCUCACGCGCUGACUUCAGAACCUAACCCCCACGUAAGGUGCGACUCCCCUGUACGUUCUUGUGGCCCAGGCCCUGGAGAUUCCAACCCUGAGAUUCUAUGAUUCUGUGAUAGGAUGGGGAGGGCGGGCGCAAAGCGUUGGCCCCGCCUCGGGGCCGUCAGUAGUGGUUGGGCCUUGCCCCCAUGUGGAGACACACAAGCUGGAGGAGCCGGCAGCCCGUGAGUUCCUCACCUUCCUGUGGGGAGUGGGGUUGGGCAUCAGCCCUUAAGUGGCGGGCUCCAGCCAUGGCGCUUCAGGCUUCGUUCCCUGGCCAUGGGGUGGCCGGCGCUGGCCCCGAGCUCACCCCCGUCACCCUGGCCCCCGCUGCUUCCUCCCGUGCCCCAUCGUCAUGGCCCCCGCUGUCUCCAUGCCCACUCCCCCAUCCAGGGCUUAAUUUGUCCCCAGGCUUGCCGGGACUGAGUAAGUCUGCUGGGAAAAGUGAUAUUUGUAUGUUGUUUGUUAGCACUUCUCACAACAGACUCACUCUGUAGCAAGUCUAAAAAACAACCGAAAAAGCAAAAGAAACAACAAGAAAAAAGACAAGAACGUGCAGAGCUCCUUGUGUUUCUAUUCUGUUUAGGCCCAGUAAAGAAUAGAGACAGC